CCGAGGAGCCGUCGCCGCCAUUUCAAGAUCGUGAGAGGUAGAUGGCCAACCAGAGUUCUAGGGUUCGAAAGCUGUAACUGUUGCUGCUGCUUAAGCCUGCCAAAGCACUGGUACGGCUGCUGCCCCUGUGCUACUACCUCUAGAAACAUUCUUGCCAGUAGUGGCGGCUUCAGGAUUCAAUUACCACCUUCUCAUACUCGCUCUAGAAGCUCCAGAUGGCGUCUUCCGUGGGCAACGUGGCCGACAGCACAGAACCAACGAAACGUAUGCUUUCCUUCCAAGGGUUAGCUGAGUUGGCACAUCGCGAAUAUCAGGCAGGAGAUUUUGAGGCAGCUGAGAGACACUGCAUGCAGCUCUGGAGACAAGAGCCAGACAAUACUGGUGUGCUUUUAUUACUUUCAUCUAUACACUUCCAGUGUCGAAGGCUGGACAGAUCUGCCCAUUUUAGUACUCUGGCAAUUAAACAGAACCCCCUUCUGGCAGAAGCCUAUUCAAAUUUGGGGAAUGUGUACAAGGAAAGAGGGCAGUUGCAGGAAGCAAUUGAGCAUUACCGGCAUGCAUUGCGUCUCAAACCAGAUUUCAUCGAUGGUUAUAUUAACCUGGCAGCUGCUUUGGUAGCAGCAGGCGACAUGGAAGGGGCAGUACAAGCUUACGUCUCUGCUCUUCAGUACAAUCCUGAUUUGUACUGUGUUCGCAGUGACCUGGGGAACCUGCUCAAAGCCCUGGGUCGCUUGGAAGAAGCCAAGGCAUGUUAUUUGAAAGCAAUUGAGACGCAACCGAACUUUGCUGUAGCUUGGAGUAAUCUUGGCUGUGUUUUUAAUGCACAAGGGGAGAUUUGGCUUGCAAUUCAUCACUUUGAAAAGGCUGUCACCCUUGACCCCAAUUUUCUGGAUGCUUAUAUCAAUUUAGGAAAUGUCUUGAAAGAGGCACGGAUUUUUGACAGAGCUGUGGCAGCUUACCUUCGUGCUCUAAGCUUGAGUCCAAAUCAUGCGGUGGUACACGGCAACCUGGCUUGUGUAUACUAUGAGCAAGGCCUGAUAGAUCUAGCAAUAGACACCUACAGGCGAGCUAUUGAACUGCAGCCGCAUUUCCCUGAUGCUUACUGCAACUUAGCCAAUGCUCUCAAACAGAAGGGCAGUGUUGCUGAAGCAGAAGAUUGUUAUAAUACAGCUCUCCGACUGUGUCCCACCCAUGCAGACUCUCUGAACAACCUAGCCAAUAUCAAACGGGAACAGGGAAACAUUGAAGAGGCAGUUGGCUUGUAUCGUAAAGCAUUAGAAGUCUUCCCAGAGUUUGCUGCUGCCCAUUCAAAUUUAGCAAGUGUAUUACAGCAGCAGGGAAAACUGCAGGAAGCUCUGAUGCAUUAUAAGGAGGCAAUUCGAAUCAGUCCUACUUUUGCUGAUGCUUACUCUAAUAUGGGAAACACUCUAAAGGAGAUGCAAGAUGUUCAGGGAGCCUUGCAGUGUUAUACUCGUGCCGUUCAGAUUAACCCUGCAUUUGCAGAUGCCCACAGUAAUCUGGCUUCCAUUCACAAGGAUUCAGGGAAUAUUCCAGAAGCAAUUGCUUCUUAUCGCACUGCUCUGAAGCUUAAACCUGAUUUUCCUGAUGCUUACUGUAAUUUGGCUCAUUGCCUGCAGAUUGUCUGUGACUGGACAGACUAUGAUGAGCGAAUGAAGAAGUUGGUUAGCAUUGUGGCUGACCAGUUAGAGAAGAAUAGGUUGCCUUCUGUGCAUCCUCAUCAUAGUAUGCUAUAUCCUCUUUCUCAUGGCUUCAGGAAAGCUAUUGCUGAGAGGCAUGGGAACCUCUGCUUGGAUAAGAUUAAUGUCCUUCAUAAACCACCAUAUGAGCAUCCAAAAGACUUGAAGCUCAGUGAUGGUCGACUGCGUGUAGGAUACGUGAGUUCUGACUUUGGGAAUCAUCCUACUUCUCAUCUUAUGCAGUCUAUUCCAGGCAUGCACAAUCCUGAUAAAUUUGAGGUAUUCUGUUAUGCCUUGAGCCCAGAUGAUGGCACAAACUUCCGAGUGAAGGUGAUGGCAGAAGCCAAUCAUUUCAUUGAUCUUUCUCAGAUUCCAUGCAAUGGAAAAGCAGCUGAUCACAUCCAUCAAGAUGGUAUACACAUCCUUGUAAAUAUGAAUGGUUAUACCAAGGGUGCUCGAAAUGAACUCUUUGCUCUCAGGCCAGCUCCUAUUCAGGCAAUGUGGCUGGGGUAUCCUGGGACUAGUGGCGCACUUUUCAUGGAUUAUAUCAUCACUGAUCAGGAAACUUCACCUGCUGAAGUUGCUGAGCAAUAUUCUGAGAAGCUGGCUUAUAUGCCUCAUACUUUCUUUAUUGGUGAUCAUGCUAAUAUGUUCCCUCACCUGAAGAAAAAAGCAGUUAUCGAUUUUAAGUCCAAUGGGCACAUUUAUGACAAUCGGAUUGUGCUGAAUGGCAUCGACCUCAAAGCAUUUCUUGAUAGUCUACCAGAUGUGAAAAUUGUAAAGAUGAAAUGUCCUGAUGGAGGAGACAAUGCGGACAGCAGUAAUACAGCUCUUAAUAUGCCUGUCAUUCCUAUGAAUACUAUUGCAGAAGCAGUUAUUGAAAUGAUUAACAGAGGACAAAUUCAGAUAACAAUUAAUGGAUUCAGUAUUAGCAAUGGACUGGCGACUACCCAGAUCAACAAUAAGGCUGCCACUGGAGAAGAGGUUCCUCGUACCAUUAUUGUUACGACACGUUCUCAGUAUGGGUUACCAGAAGAUGCAAUUGUGUACUGUAACUUUAAUCAGUUAUAUAAAAUUGACCCUUCCACUUUGCAGAUGUGGGCAAAUAUUCUGAAGCGUGUUCCCAAUAGUGUACUGUGGCUGUUACGUUUUCCAGCAGUAGGAGAACCUAAUAUUCAACAAUAUGCACAGAAUAUGGGACUUCCUCAGAAUCGUAUCAUUUUUUCACCUGUUGCUCCUAAAGAGGAACAUGUCCGGAGAGGCCAACUGGCUGAUGUCUGUCUAGACACUCCCCUUUGUAAUGGGCACACCACAGGGAUGGAUGUUCUCUGGGCAGGGACACCCAUGGUGACUAUGCCAGGAGAGACUCUUGCUUCUCGAGUUGCGGCUUCCCAGCUCACUUGUUUAGGUUGUCUUGAGCUUAUUGCUAAAAAUAGACAAGAAUAUGAAGACAUAGCUGUGAAGCUGGGGACUGAUCUAGAAUACCUGAAGAAAAUUCGUGGCAAAGUCUGGAAGCAGAGAAUAUCUAGCCCUCUGUUCAACACCAAACAAUACACAAUGGAACUAGAGAGGCUGUAUCUACAGAUGUGGGAGCAUUAUGCAGCUGGCAACAAACCUGAUCACAUGAUGAAGCCUGUUGAAGUCACUGAGUCUGCCUAAAUAAAGACACCAUGUACACAGGAGAAUUACCCCAUACCUGAGCCUCAACCUUCUGGUGAAAGGGAACUAAAUAUGUACUUUUUACUUAUCUGUGUGGUAUCAUGUUGCAGAUGGGUGACAAAUAAUGAUAAUACAAUAGCACAGCCAGACUUGCUUCCUGCAUGAUAGGGAGAGACACUGGAGAUGGAAAACUGCUAUUCUACAAGGAGUCUCCAUAGGAUUUUGCAGCAACCAGGUGGUGCAUAGGUCUGGAAGGUCUGAUCUCCCUUGGUCUUCCAUGGGAUGGAUAGUGUGGAGGGGAGAGAGAGAUUGUCCAGCCGUUUUGUGAUUCCAUGGAUUGAUGAGUCUUCUGAAUUAAUUUUUUUCUUUAUAUUUUGGGUAUUGGAGGUUUUAAAAAUGUUUGGUUUCAGGUAUUUUUAUUCAUGUGAAGUGUAUAUUCUCUUGAGAUAAGGUUUUAAGCUAAAAUUUUCCUUGUUUUAGUUUCUGAACUCUACGGAUUAAUGGGAACUUUGCUGGUGUAGUCUUUUUAUAGGUUUUAUAAACCACUUGAGCCUAUAUCAGUCAUUUUAGUGUCUGACAUAAUGUCUGGAGCUAUCAGUGCUUUGUUGGUUUAGAUGAUGACGAUGACGAUGACGAUGAUGACUUAAUAUUUUUCCUGAUCUGUUUCCUAUUUCCUUCUUCCCCUCCCCCCACUUUAAAAUUUCUCCUGUAACUUGGCUAACAAAACCAAGUCUGAUUCAGAACCUCCCAGAGUGUUUCUCUUAAACAUAUCAUCUGGUGCCAAAUGAAAAUUCUUAGGAGUGAUUAUUAAUUAUGAAGGGCACAGUUGUGGUACUGUCAUUGAUGAUAAUAAUAUAGGUUUUUUUGGCCUAGAGUGUUGACCUAUUUCACCAGUGUUUUACCUUUGACUGUCCCUCUAUGCUGCUUCCAAAAGUGAUAAUGUGUGAUAAUAUUUUUACCUUCAUUUCUGAAGUUUGUUUUUUUAAAGUGAGUCCUGUUCUUCCUAUUUCUUUCAGCAGAAAUGAAAUCCCAGGUAAGUAUUCAAAUAUUUGAUCAGUAAGUCAGUUAUCUCUGAUACAUUAAAUAACUUUCAUCAAAAAACAUGUUAUAGGAAAAAAGCUCUAAAGGACCAGAUAAUGUAUAUGAGUAAUUAUUUUUCAGACCUUCUAGGGUAUCAUGUAUAAUAACUGUCUUCUGGACUUGAUCCUGAAGUCUUUUCGGACUCAGCCUCAGUAGUAGCAAACUGCACUGCUACUUGGUUUGAAGUACAAAUUAGACUUUAGCCCUCCUGGAGCUUGAAUUUUUUGGUAUUAAAAAACCAUAGGAAUAAAAUUACUGAAUUUCAACAAAGGAUCGAGAGCUUGAGGCUUAAAUAAGCCAACAUAUGAAUAUGUUUUUGUCUUGCUGUACUGCACAUAUGCUAUCCAGUAACAGGUAAUAUUUUGUCUGCUAGUAGUGUUCUAGAUUAUAAUGUCUUUCCAAAGUGCUGAGGCAGUGCACCUAUUUUGUAGUUGCAGCUGAUGCCUGAAUGUAUCCUAGCUGACAAAUUAUUGAUUAAUAAGAACUUGAAUUUCUGAAAGAUUUAUACUAUUAACCAAAAUCUGAGCAAAGAGUCUCAAGUGUAAUUCUAACCAGAAUUACAUGUUAAUGAACUUGUGUACCUUUUAACAAUGUAAAUCAAGGAACAUCAGUUUAGGGGUUUCUUAAUUUAUUUUUUAUCUAAUUAAGAUACCAAUUAAAGGUUGCCAGCUUGGUUGCAGAUAAAUCAAUGUUUGAAAUUCACCAAACUACUUAAUGUGGAAUAGGAUAAUAUACUUCCAGUGCCCUCAAGGCUGUGACCUUACAGCCAUUUUACAUAGCACAUCAUUCCUCCUAUGGGGAUGAACCUUUUCGUGGCACGAAAAGUAGCCGCUCUGGUUGAAACUUUGCUUAUUGUAACAGGCUUUUGUUUCCAGGUAACAUGUCUGUGGAGGACUUAUUUCUGAAUAGAGAUAUAGAUAUUACUGGAAACUAAUUGUUUUUUUCUAUUAUACUCUGCUUUAUCAAAGAAGUAAAACAUUUAAAUUGUGCUACAGAAAUUCAGAUGUUGUCUUGCGAUCUUUAAACAAUAAAUGAAUGAUUUGCCCUUAA
Molecule: messenger RNA, 5486 nt
Organism: Odocoileus virginianus texanus
Lineage: Eukaryota; Metazoa; Chordata; Mammalia; Artiodactyla; Cervidae
Source: RefSeq, a predicted model, not a curated record